This is a messenger RNA of Mollisia scopiformis, 1211 nucleotides long. RefSeq lists its product as uncharacterized. The record is from RefSeq and is a predicted model, not a curated record. Gene Ontology annotation, cellular component: SNARE complex; endoplasmic reticulum. Gene Ontology annotation, molecular function: SNAP receptor activity. The transcript has 3 exons. The coding region runs from base 1 to 951 and encodes 316 amino acids. NCBI's taxonomy places the organism in Eukaryota, Fungi, Ascomycota, Leotiomycetes, Helotiales, Mollisiaceae. Gene Ontology annotation, biological process: retrograde vesicle-mediated transport, Golgi to endoplasmic reticulum.
AUGGCACGACUAUCGACAGCAAACUCGCCGGCUCCACCACCGGACCCUACCGCGAUAAAUCUUAGUCGUAUGCUUGAGCGACUGCAGCAAACUCUUAUCAAUCCAGAUUCCGCGACAGAAGCUAGAUUGCGGGCAUCAAGCUUGGAAAGAGGGAGAGUGGGAACUAACUUGGAACAUGCUCGGUCGCUUCUUAUGCGACUAGAACAAGAUGCAACCAGCAUCAAAAUACAAGGAAAGAAGCAAGAUACACAGGCAGAUCUCUCACGGAAGAGAGAGCUUCUACAGAGACUGGGCGAAAGGCUACAAGAACUGAACGAACUUGGCGGAUAUGAAGCAAACGAGGACGACACCUCCGAAGGCGAGGACUUGCUGGGUGAAGACACACCUUCCGAAGAAACAGAUGCUUCACACGCGGACUUAGCAUCCGAGACCCCUUCACCGAGAAACCUCACACCUCCGCCAAUAUCUCCUGCUCUCCAAUCCCAUCAAUCGAUACCCGAACCUUCCGUACCCGAGCUUCCAGUACCUGCGCCGGAAGAACCGCAGUCCAUACUUCGAGCCCGGACAAAAGAUGCCCGAGCUGAACUCCUCACCCCAGCAGCUACCAGCACAGGCAUGUCGACUGCUACAUCCGAAGCACUUCUGACGCAUAACCGUACCGAGCAAGAGGAUCUCACCCAGUCUCUCCUUUCCAUGGCAUCGGCGCUUAAAGAGUCAUCGCACGCGUUUGCUACAUCGCUAGAAGAAGAGAAAGGCGUCUUGGACAGUGCUACAAAAGGGUUAGACAAGAAUGAGCUCGGUCUGGAAGCAGCAUCACGGAGGAUGGGAUAUCUCCGAACGAUGACAGAGGGCAGAGGAUGGUGGGGGAGAAUGCUGAUGUAUGCUUGGAUAUUUGGUUUGAUGGUUAUCGCCAUCUUGGUCGUGUUUGUGCUACCGAAGCUGAGAUUCUAGCUAUGAUUACUGGGUUUGGAAUAUGUGAGCGUGGCUUUGAUUAUGGAGUCUGGGAAAGGCGGGACGCGGGCUUCAUGGAAAGGAGGCAAAUCUAACGACCCUUUACGAUGUCUUUUUGUUGGCAGAUACCACCACUUUAUGUAGCGCUAGUCUGCAAUGUUGAAAUUAUCUUCUCUGAUUUUGAUGAUUUUGCUAUGUAUUGAUGCCCGUGUCGUAAUGCUUGAAAGAAAUGAAAUGAUACCACCACCGCUAUUAGGUAU